Molecule: messenger RNA, 3972 nt
Organism: Callithrix jacchus (white-tufted-ear marmoset)
Lineage: Eukaryota; Metazoa; Chordata; Mammalia; Primates; Cebidae
Gene: ZNF620
Product: zinc finger protein 620
Biological process (GO): regulation of DNA-templated transcription
Source: RefSeq, a predicted model, not a curated record
GAUUACUGGUGUGAGCCACCGCGCCCGGCCCAAGUGGAAGUUGGCUGUUUUGGAGAUGCCGGGGAAUGAACAGCACUUCUUAUGUGCCAGGCACAACUGUAAAUGAUUUGCCUAUCAGUUAACUCAUUUAAUGAAUGAAACCUGGACAGCCUUUUGAGGUCGGUACCACCAUCAUACCCAUUUAACAGACAAGGAAACGGGGGCGAAGAAACUUGCAGCUAGGUUUCUGGACCUAGCAGUCCAUACACAUUAGGCCUUCUGAGUGAUGGGCCCGACUUUUCCCACGCUCACUCUUCCCACUGCAGCGCAGCCACAGAAUCCAGACAGCUCUGGCGCACGUGGAAGGAGCAGUGGUCCUUUCAUUACCUGGAAGAACACCCAGAGUGGCAAAUGCCGGAUAACCAUGAAAAAUACCCGGGAUCGUAACCAUUCUGUGGCCUGAGCUGGCCGGACGUCAUGCCCCAAAGGAGCUACCAGUGUGUGGAGCUGGGACGCCAGCCAUGCUCCAGACCGCUUGGCGCCAGGAACCAGUGACCUUUGAGGAUGUGGCUGUGUACUUCACCCAGAAUGAAUGGACCAGCCUGGACCCUGUGCAGAGGGCCCUGUACAGGGAGGUGAUGCUGGAGAAUUAUGCAAAUGUGGCUUCCCUGGCAUUUCCAUUCACCACGCCUGUUCUGGUCUCCCAGCUGGAGCAAGGGGAGCGGCCAUGGGGCCUCGAUCCCUGGGAACCUGUGGGCAGGGAGGCUCUCAGAGGUGUCUGUCCAGGGGAUAAGAUGAGAACUGAGAAGGGAGGAUUAACUCCAAAGGAGCACAUGUCCAGAGAAACAGACUCCUUCAGACCGAUGGUGGAGGGGCUGCCAGGGACUGUUUCCCAGCACUUUAACUUUGGGAGCAGCCCAGAGCAGCCCCAAGGUCACUGGAUAAUUAAGACAACGUCAAAGAGGAGACAUUUCACAGAUACCUCAGCCAGGCACCAUGAGGCCUGUGUGGUCAAGAAUGGAGAGAAGUCUGAGAAAGUAGGAAAAAAUAUCAGCAUCAGCACACAACUCACUGCGAAUAAGACAGUUCCUAGUGGUCAGAUAGCUUAUGAAUGUGGGAAAUGUGGCAGAUAUUUCAUUCGAAUGGCAGACUUCCACCAACAUCAGAAAUGUCACACUGGUGAAAGGUCUUUUGAAUGCAAAGAUUGUGGAAAAGACUUCAGAUAUAAUUCAUUACUUAUUCGGCAUCAGAUAAUUCACACUGGCAAGAAACCAUUUAAAUGUAAAGAAUGUGGAAAAGGUUUAAGUUCAGACACAGCCUUGAUUCAGCACCAGAGAAUCCACACUGGAGAAAAGCCCUAUGAAUGUAAGGAGUGCGGCCGGGCCUUCAGUAGCAGCUCGGUCUUCCUCCAGCACCAGAGGUUCCACACUGGGGAGAAGCUCUAUGAAUGUCAUGAAUGUUGGAAAACUUUCAGUUGCAGCUCGAGUUUCACUGUCCAUCAGCGAAUGCACACUGGGGAGAAACCAUUUGAAUGUAAAGAGUGUGGAAAACGAUUAAGCUCAAACACAGCCUUGACUCAGCAUCAGCGAAUUCACACUGGGGAGAAGCCCUUUGAAUGUAAGGAGUGUGGGAAGGCAUUCAAUCAGAAAAUAACCCUGGUUCAGCACCAGCGAGUUCACACUGGUGAGAAACCUUAUGAGUGUAAAGUGUGUGGUAAAAACUUCAGCUGGUGUGGAAGAUUCAUUCUGCAUCAGAAACUACACACUCAGAAGACACCUAUUCAAGCAUAGGGCUAUUCAUCGUUAGGCACACUGUGUCUCUCCUUUUUUCUCUUUAUUUUCUUUAUAUUUUUUUGAGACAGAGUCUUGCUCUUUUGGCAGGCUGGAGUGCUGUGGUGCAUUCUUGGCUCACUGCAACCUCCGUCUCCCAGGUUCAAGUGAUUCCCCUUCCUCACUCUCCUGAGUAAGCUGGGACUACAGGCUUGCACCACCAUGCCUGGCUAAUUUUUUGUAUUUUAGUAGAGAUGAGGUUUCACCAUGUUGGCCAGGAUGUUCUUGAUCUCCUGACCUUGUGAUCUGCCUACCUUGGCCUCCCAAAGUGCUGGGAUUACAGGUAUGAGCCACUGCGCCCGGCUGUUUUCUCUUUAUUUUCAUGCUCUUUAUCAGUGUCCCUACUGCCCUUCCUGGGUGGACACUUGGCUUCCAUCAUGAAAUCUUCCUCAAGUUUUUUGAACCUGUUUCCCCAACAUGAAGUCUCUUUAUGAUUAAAGAAGACCAAAAAAACAAAAAACAAAAAAACCCCAAACUUAGAAACAUAAAAGGAAAUGCAAGUUUCCAGAUUUAAAAGAUAUGCUGGGUGGCCAGCAAGAUGGAUUCAGGGGAAACUUACAUUAAGGAAAGUUGCUGUGAAUUAUGAAAACACCAAGUUUGAAGAAGAGGAUCAUGGAGAAAAAAAAAUGAGACCCUAAAGAGUUUCUAGAGAAGGAAAACAAAAGAUCAGAAAUGAAAAUGUCAUCAGAUUUCUCAACAGCAACCUUGAAAGUCAGGUGACAGACAAUGUGUAUACCUUCAGACUUCUGAUGGAAAAUAUUUUCCCCUGAAAUUCUAUACUCUGAAGUAUAAGUAUAGAAUAAAGGCCUUUGAGACCCUUUAGAUCUGAAACCUUUAUCUCUCAUGCAUCCUUUCUCAUAUGUGCAACACUACACAAGGAGUAAACCAGUCAAUAAAAAGAGAUAUGUGGAUACCCUAUUACAGUCCAUAUAUCAGAAGUCUCCUAAAUUCAAAAACAGAGGGGUCUGUCCAUGUGGAGCCAUAUGCAUCAUGGAAGACAUUCCUAGUAGUGUGCAGAGUUCCAGAGACCUACCUCAGGUGCAGCGUCCACCCACCCAACUUACUCUUCAGUUUGUCUUCACUAGUCAGUUGUCGUCUGUGCCUUUGCAGAAGUUAGGUUGUAUGUACUCUUUGAGUCAGGCGUAAGGCACCGUUUGUCUUAAAUUUACUCUUCUCAUUGCUCUUUCAAGUGACCUCAAAGCAGGAAGCAUUUUCUUACAACUUCAUCUAGUUAUUUUUUAUGAUCAUGGAAGAACCUAUCAUUAUUGCUGUUAUCGUGGAAAUGAGAGAAUAUGUAAAUGUAUUUGGUUUUGGCCUCCCCUCCAGCUGCCAGCUAACUGUGCACUAGCUUCCUUAUCUGUAAAAUAGGAUGACAGUUAAUCUACCUCAUAGGUUUGUGUUGGGGAUUAAAUGCUUUAAUACGUGUAGAAGUGCUUCAAACAGUAGCUAUAUAUAAUAAAACUUUUACCUAUUAUUGGCUGGGCGUGGUGGCUCACGCCUGUAAUUCCAGCACUUUGGGAGGCUGAGGCAGGUGGAUCACGAGGUCAGGAGAUCAAGACUAUCCUGGCUAAUAUGGUGAAACCCUGUCUAUACUAAAAAUACAAAAAGUUAGCUGGGUGUGGUGGUGCGCACCUGUAGUCCCAUACUUGGGAGGCUGAGGCUGGAGAAUCACUUGAACCCAGGAGGCGGAGGUUGCAGUGAGCUGAGAUGGCACCAGUGCACUCUAGCCUGGGUGACAAAGCGAGACUCCAUCUCAAAAGAAGAGAGAACAAAGUAUUACCUAUUAUAAUCCUAUUGAUAAGUUUUGGCUUAUCAAUAUACUGGUGAAACAGUUACCACAGUCAAGAUAAUAAACAGCCACCACCCCAAAACUUUGCUUGUGCCCCUCCAUAAUUCCUUCCUCUUGGCCCUUCUCAGGCAACCACUGGCUGCUUUCUGUCACAUGGAUUAAUUUCCAUUUAUUUUUUGGUCUGGUGUCUUUCACUCAGCAUAAUUACUUUGAUAUUCACACAUGUUGUUGCAUAUAUAUAGUUCAUUCCUUUUUAUUGCUGAGAAGUAUUCCACUGUAUGGAUAUGCCAUAAUUUGUUUAUUCAUUGACCUGUUGAGGGCCAUUUGGGUUGUUUCUAGUUUUGGGCUAUUACAGAUAAAGCUGCUAUGAACAUU